AUGCAAUUUGCCAAAGCGCACUCCUUGAUACCCGACGGGCAAUGCGGCUCACGCAAACGUCAUCAAGCAAUUGACCUGGCCUUAUCUAAACAAUUAGUCUGGGAUCUACUGAUCCUUCAACGCCGCACAGCGGGGUGGAUCUCAAAUGAUGCCAAGUCCUGCUUUGACCGUGUGGUCCACUGGGUGGCCAUCGUCACAAUGUUGCGGUUUGGCUUGACAUGGCGUGUCCUAUCAUCGAUGUUCAACAUGCUCUCCUCCGCUACCCACCGCGUUUGCACAGGUUUUGGUGACUCCAAGAGAAGCUUUCGCCCUCCGUCAGCGGUGCCAUUCCAAGGUUGUGGGCAAGGGAAUGGUGCAGGACCCCCCAUUUGGAUCUUGGUGAGCUCAGUGUUAAUCACAAUGAUGGAAGCAAUGGGCUAUGGAUUUGAGUGUCUUUUGGCGUUAGAGUCACAACUAGUGACAGCCCAAUGUUUCUGUUUUGUUGACGAUACGGACGUGAUUGAAGCAGGUGACACAGUCCAUCACUCUGGGGAGGAUAUUUGCGCCUCAGUCCAGGCUGCUGCCACCUUGUGGUCGGGGGGAAUUUGGGCAACAGGUGGUGCAAUCAAUCCGGAGAAGUCCUUCUGGUGGCUUAUUGACUUUGAAUGGGAUGCUCGCAAUGGUCAGUGGAGAUUCCGUAGGAAAUGCUCCGCGGCACCGGAAUUUGACCUUAUGAUACCGGGGUUAUACGGUGACAUUGAACCCCUUCGUCGCCUUGAACCAGAUGAUUCCGAACGUACUCUGGGGGUGAUGGUGUCGCCACUGGAAAAUCACAACGCACAGGAGGCACAGUUGGUCUCUAUAGCUAAAGAGUGGGCCAAACAGCUUCGGCCUCACCUGCUACACAAGACAUUAUGUCACCGGUUCUCCAGGUGUGCUUACCUAAGUCAGGUGUUUGCUGCCCCGGUGGAUUAUCAAGGCCUUGGUGUUCCUCACCCCUUUGGCAAGCAAGGGUAUAAACACUUGGAGAUGAUCCUGCGCCAUAUGACGGGGGGUACAAAGACUGGAAACUACAUGGACGCCAAUCUCUAG
Cylindrotheca closterium is the source of this 1071-nucleotide messenger RNA. The record is from the annotation of a GenBank genome assembly. Lineage: Eukaryota; Bacillariophyta; Bacillariophyceae; Bacillariales; Bacillariaceae.